Molecule: messenger RNA, 121 nt
Organism: Dentiscutata heterogama
Lineage: Eukaryota; Fungi; Glomeromycota; Glomeromycetes; Diversisporales; Gigasporaceae
Source: the annotation of a GenBank genome assembly
AACUGCAAGUUUAAGAAAUAAAAUGUCUGUGAUCCAAAUGCAACAAGAGUUGCUCAAACAGUCGCAGGAAGGCGAAAUUAAUGAGACUAACAUACCUGAAAUCUCGACAAUUUCAAACUAG